AUGACCCACCAAACACAUGCAUACCACAUAGUUAACCCGAGCCCUUGACCUCUUACAGGGGCACUAUCAGCCAUUUUACUUACCUCAGGCUUAAUUAUAUGAUUCCACUUUAAUUCAACAACCCUACUCUCACUAAGCAUACUAACCAACCUUAUAACUAUAUACCAAUGAUGACGAGAUGUAGUACGAGAAGGAACAUACCAAGGCCACCACACCUCUAUUGUACAAAAAGGUCUUCGUUAUGGGAUAAUCCUUUUCAUUAUUUCAGAGGUAUUUUUCUUCUCAGGAUUCUUCUGAGCAUUUUAUCACUCCAGCUUAGCACCUACUCCAGAAUUAGGGGGAUACUGACCCCCUACAGGCAUUAACCCUUUAAACCCCUUAGAAGUUCCACUAUUAAAUACAUCAGUAUUACUUGCCUCUGGAGUAUCAAUCACUUGAGCCCACCAUAGCUUAAUAGAAGGAAACCGAAAACAAAUAACCCAAGCCCUUGCAAUUACCAUUAUCCUAGGGGCCUAUUUCACCCUACUUCAAGUAUCUGAAUACUUCGAAGCAUCUUUCACCAUCUCUGACGGUAUUUACGGCUCUACAUUUUUCGUUGCAACAGGAUUUCAUGGAUUACACGUAAUCAUUGGAUCAACAUUCCUAAUGACAUGCUUACUACGCCAACUCUACUUCCACUUUACCUCUAAACACCAUUUCGGAUUCGAAGCCGCAGCUUGAUACUGACACUUCGUAGACGUUGUAUGACUAUUCCUUUAUGUCUCUAUUUAUCGAUGAGGCUCAU
Messenger RNA from Octodon degus (degu), 784 nucleotides. The record is from the annotation of a RefSeq genome assembly. Lineage: Eukaryota; Metazoa; Chordata; Mammalia; Rodentia; Octodontidae.